UGCCGCUCGCAGGGAGCCAUCCUGCGCGUCCCGAGCCGCGGCCGCAGCGGGAGCUGGCAGGGGGCUCCGGCCCGGCACGCAGUCGCCUCCCGCGGGCCUCCGGGCCUCCGCAGCGCCAGCCUCGCCCGCCCGGCCCCGGCAGGCGCCGCAGCCCGUGGCCUGGGCAGGAGCGGCCCCGCCAGCUGCGCCCUGCCCGGGACGCACGCCGGACCGCCCCGUCACGUGCGCCCAAGUCCUCGGCCGGCCGGGGCAGCGCCGUUCCCAUGGUUCAAGGCUGUUGAUGGAGAAAGGGGCGGAUGACAGCCGGGACGGUGGUCAUCACUGGGGGCAUCUUGGCGACUGUGAUUCUGCUCUGUAUCAUCGCUGUUCUGUGCUACUGCCGGCUUCAGUACUACUGCUGCAAGAAGGACGAGUCAGAGGAGGACGAGGAGGAGCCUGACUUCGCUGUGCACUCGCACCUGCCCCCGCUGCCCGGCAGCCGCAACCUCGUGCUCACCAACGGGCCGGCGCUCUACCCGGCGGCCUCCACCUCCUUCAGCCAGAAGACCCCGCAGGCCCGCGCCCUGUGCCGCAGCUGCUCCCACUACGAGCCGCCCGCCUUCUUCCUGCAGGAGCCCGAGGACGAGAGCGUGCGCAACGGCGGGGAGCGCGUGGCCUACCAGAGCGUGGGCCAGGAGGACUCGGAGCUGCCGCCCGGGGGGCUGGGGGGCCUGCAGGCGCUCAACCCCAACCGCCUGUCGGCCAUGCGGGAGGCCUUCUCCCGGAGCCGCAGCAUCAGCACCGAUGUCUGAGCCCCACACCAUGGCGUGGGAGGGUGGCAUCCCCCUGGCGCGUCGGCCCGGGGCCAGGCCAGGACCGGGGCUCAGCCCGGCCCUCCUCGUCUCCCUGCCAGCCAUGGGGGCCCAUUGGGAAGCUCCGCAGCCCCCCACAGGGAUAGCACCCAGGGAGCGCUUGCCUGGCCGCCGGGGGUAGGGGCGGCAGGCGAGGCAGGGCUCGGGGGCGGGGGUACCAGGCUCCUGACCCCGGAGUUGCUGUCCAGUAAAGCUGCAGCAGAGGGUAGCCCCGACCUCGGCCCCGGUAACAUCGCCAUCCCCGGCUGCAAGGCCGGACCCUGACACCCCCUCCCCCUCCCUGUUCAAGGAAGAGGUAGCAACGGCGAUGCCCCUGGUCCAGUAGCAAUUGCAGACCAGUGUUCUGUCCUGGAAAGGGGGCCGCUGCCUUUUCCGGCCCCCCUCACACAUGCACCCCUGGCUUCAGGUGCCAAGCGGCUGAGACACUCUUUGGGCUGGCCUCUCUGCGGAUGCCCUAGAAGAGUUUUGGGGGCAGCCAGGCCCCUGAGAUUCAUAGCCCCAACUGACUUUCUGGUGGAAGAGGGAGGUCACGUGCCAACCACCUGCUUCAGGAGUAUCCAGGCUAAAAUACGUGCCCUGCUCCGAAGCCCUGGUGUAUAGGCAGACAGAGCGAGGAUCAGCCUCCCCAUGAAGCCUGGGACCAGGCCCUCCUACCCACUGGGCCAUCAGGCUCUGGUCCCCAGGGGAGACAGCCCCGAGCCCUCCCACCCGCCCCGUUUCUCAGGAGAAUCCCAGAGCAAGGCCCCAAAUCCUGCCCUCGCUCCAUGGAAGAGCUCAGUGAGCCCACUGUCCACCCAGCUCCCAGCAGGGCCGGGGUCUCCUGGGAGCCCACUCUCCAGCUCCCUCUCUCUGGCCGAGAAGGUGAUGCCCAAUGGCCACCCCUGGGAAAUGUGCCAGACCCAGAGGCCUGGGCCUGGGGAACGCAGCUUCCUGACCUGGCUGGAGGCAGCAGGGCCCCAGAGCCCCCUGCCCUCUCAGGGCCCCCUUGGAGCCCUCAGGGGAUGGUAGCUCCUUUCUGCCAGGGAGACAAGCUCCUCUGCUAAGCCACCUUCCUAAAGUCAAACAAAUCUUUGAGGGUCCCUGAGCCGCAGACAGCCUGAGCACCUGCCUCUUGCUGAAAGCUCUGAAGAGUCGAGUUGUCUGGACGUGAGCAGUUAAGGAACACUUACUAUUUUUAGCUUUCUGGAUUUUUUUUUUUCCUCCUUCUUUCUCCUCCUGCCUCAGUUUGGACACGCGAAUGGAAUCCAUCCCUGAAUUCCCCAAGGCCCAGCUCUCCCUCCUUUGUGGAAUCCCAUGAGUUUGUUUUGUGUACUUGCUUGGGGGGGGGGUGGGCUGG
Molecule: messenger RNA, 2187 nt
Organism: Nyctereutes procyonoides (raccoon dog)
Lineage: Eukaryota; Metazoa; Chordata; Mammalia; Carnivora; Canidae
Gene: FAM163B
Product: family with sequence similarity 163 member B
Exons: 3
Coding region: 297-791 (164 amino acids)
Source: RefSeq, a predicted model, not a curated record